This is a messenger RNA of Diuraphis noxia (Russian wheat aphid), 2384 nucleotides long. RefSeq names its product TATA box-binding protein-associated factor RNA polymerase I subunit B (gene TAF1B). Gene Ontology annotation, cellular component: RNA polymerase I core factor complex; RNA polymerase transcription factor SL1 complex. Gene Ontology annotation, molecular function: RNA polymerase I core promoter sequence-specific DNA binding. The record is from RefSeq and is a predicted model, not a curated record. Gene Ontology annotation, biological process: nucleolar large rRNA transcription by RNA polymerase I; RNA polymerase I preinitiation complex assembly. NCBI's taxonomy places the organism in Eukaryota, Metazoa, Arthropoda, Insecta, Hemiptera, Aphididae.
UCUGAAAUGGUUUUACACUCCGUUCACAGUGAAAUACUGACAUUUCUGAAACUUAGAUCAUAAUAUAGAUCUUAUAUAUGAUCUAAGGUCUGAAGUGAUAGAAGACAACUAUUUUAUAUAAUUAUUUAUUUAUAAAGGUAAAAUGCAAAGAAAUGAAUGUUUUGUUUGCGGUUGUAACGAUUUCACCGUUAUUGAUGGAGCAUUCGUUUGUAACGAAUGUGGGAUUCAGUCUCAAAGUAUUAGAGAAGAACACAUAAACUUUCAUGAAGAUGUUAAUCAGAACUAUGAAGAUCCGACUCAUUUGGAUCAUGAAAUAACAACUGGAUCUCAACUUGAAAAACCUAAGAAACUAUUAUCUUGGGAAUGUUAUAAUUAUAUACUUUUAGGACUUACUAAUGAGCUAAUUGAACUUGGAGCUAAACCUAGCUUAAAAAUAAUAGUGUUACAAUUAUGGGUUCAAUAUUUGCAAUGUAAUGAAGUUGCUUUUACAUCAAAGAAACUGAGGAAACUUCCUAAAUUAAAUACAUCAAUAAUUGAUAUGGACGGUGAAAUUUUAUAUGGAGUUAAAAAUGUGAAAAACAAAAUUCUACAUGCAAAAAUUGGUUUAGUGCAAGGAAGUAAAAAAAGGAGAUGUUCCAAUAAAAGAAAAUCAUUGACAUCUAGUAUUAAUUCUAAUAUGACGAGCGUUAAUAAACAAAAUAGAUUUAGUCGCAAAUUAAAAAAAUUAGAUCAUUCUGCAAGAGAUUCGAAUAACGACUCGGUGGGAUUAUCAGAUAAUAUAAGUUUAUUGCAAAGAAGUAAUAAGUCAAAUAAAAUAAAAGUUAAAUUUAAAAAAAAUAUUAAAAAAUCUCUAACCUCGAUGCCAUCAAAGACUAAAGAUCUUUCUACUGAAGAAACGUUAAAACUUUUUAAAUCUGGCAACAAAUAUUGGACUAGCUUAAAAAAAAAAGAAAAAAAGAAUGUUUUAUCUAUUAAAAAACUUUUAUCUAUAUUACAAUUAGCUCUUAUGAUCAACGGUGAUGAUAUUCACCUAUCUGACAUACUUAGAUGGAUUCAUGAAGGACAUUUACAUAUAAAUCGUGUUAACUUAUUUUUACCAGCAAAUUCAAAGCAUGGUAUUAAAUUUAGUAAAAUGAUACCAAGUUCAAGAAGUAUGUUAAAUGAAGAAUUCCACAUGAUAUUGAAACAUUUAAAAGUUGAUCAGCUGCCUAAUAUUGAUUUUAAAAAAUUAGUGAUUCGUUUUUCUGAUGAACUACAACUUCCAAAUGAUUUUACACAUUUUGUUUGCAAACUUGUAUCAAUAUCUCCUCCGAGUGUUAAAUGUAAUCAAAUAUUACCAGACAUAGAAGUAAAACUAAUGGCUUACAUACUUUUUGCUGCCAAAUUUUUAUUUUGUCUUGAUGGUAAUUCUGAAAACUUAUCCUCAGACUUUGCUGAAAAAAUUAACCAGUCAGAUAUAGUUGAUAAAAAAUUGUUCAGCUGGAACGAUUAUGUACAAUACAUAGAAUUUAGAAAUAUUAUUGUAUCUAAAUAUAGCUAUUAUUUGCAUGAAAACAUGUAUGGAAACAAUAUACGCAAUACUCAAUUAUUUAUCAACGAUUGGAAUAUUAUGAAGCCAACUAUACCUGUUUUAGAAAGUGACAAAAUAUGUAAAAACUUUAGGGACAACACUGAAUGUUUACUUAAAUCAUUACCUGAUUUUGGAAGAAAAGAUAAUUAUAGAGAAAUUCCUGCCUCAAUUAAACCACUGUCAUCAACUUUAAAAUGGAUAAUUGAAUAUCAUUCAAUGGAAUUAAGUAAUAAAGCAAAAACAACACUAGAAAAAAAUUUUUCUCAAACUGAUAUUUUAUAUCUAACUGAUGAAAAAAGAAUCUAUGAUUUAGCUGAUGAGUGUGGUGUACCUAUAGAAGUAAACUUCAAAAGUCCAUUACAUUAUGAGAAAGAAAAAGGUAAAGAUCCAGAAACUGCAUUAACUCCACUUUAUACUUCUCAAUCUAAAGUGUAUUUAGUAAAUCAAGAAGUAUAUAAAAAAAAACAGAAUGAAACUACAAAUAGUCCAUAUGAAGAAAAACCAAAUACAAUAUUCUUAGGAACUGGCUCAAAUUAUUGGCACAUUCACAUUAAUAAAACGUUCUUAAAGCAAGCAGAAAUUUCGAAAAUAAAUAAUGUUUUUAAAACAAAAUUACCAUACUCAUUUUUAUGGCUCAUGAAUCAGUGUAGUAGGAUUUUAGAUUGUCGUAUGCCGGAGUUAUAUUUGGAACUUAUGAAUUUAGAGAUAAAAUUCUUUAAAUUAAUUCAACCAUAUGAAAAAUCGAAUGAAACAAAAUGUGAAACAAUGUUUUCCAACAUUACUUUAUAAUUCAUAUGUUAUAUAGUUUGAUUAG